Messenger RNA from Staurois parvus, 505 nucleotides. Lineage: Eukaryota; Metazoa; Chordata; Amphibia; Anura; Ranidae. The record is from the annotation of a GenBank genome assembly.
CUCUCCCCGGAACCUGCAUUCACAAUAUCCGCUCUCCCCGGACCCCGCAUUCACUAUGUCCGCUCUCCCCGAACCCCGCAUUCCCUAUAUCCGCUCUCCCCGGACCCCACAUUCACUAUAUCCGCUCUCCCCAGACCCCGCAUUCACUAUAUCCGCUCUCCCCGGACCCCACAUUCACUAUAUCCGCUCUCCCCGGACCCUGCAUUCCCUAUAUCCGGUCCCCCUGGACCCCGCAUUCACUAUAUCCGCUCUCCCCGAACCCCGCAUUCCCUAUAUCCGCUCUCCCCGGACCCCACAUUCACUAUAUCCGCUCUCCCCAGACCCCGCAUUCACUAUAUCCGCUCUCCCCGGACCCCACAUUCACUAUAUCCGCUCUCCCCGCACCCUGCAUUCCCUAUAUCCGGUCCCCCUGGACCCCGCAUUCACUAUAUCCGGUCUCCCCGGACCCCGCAUUCACUAUAUCCGCUCUCCCUGGACCCCACAUUCACUAUAUCCGCUCUCCCCG